Messenger RNA from Vitis vinifera (wine grape), 2035 nucleotides. RefSeq names its product transcription factor MYB117. The record is from RefSeq and is a predicted model, not a curated record. NCBI's taxonomy places the organism in Eukaryota, Viridiplantae, Streptophyta, Magnoliopsida, Vitales, Vitaceae. Gene Ontology annotation, cellular component: nucleus. The transcript has 3 exons. Gene Ontology annotation, molecular function: RNA polymerase II cis-regulatory region sequence-specific DNA binding; DNA-binding transcription factor activity, RNA polymerase II-specific. Bases 634 to 1845 code for a protein of 403 amino acids. Gene Ontology annotation, biological process: regulation of DNA-templated transcription.
CAGAAGGUGUUUUGUCAUGCUCUUUUAUUUCCUGCCAUUCACUCUCAAUUGGUGUAUAUAAGCCUUUUGCAGUCCCCAACCUUUGCAGCCUCUCACAGUACCCUUCUUUUGCCAACCCAGAGAGGGACAGCCCUGAGACUCAGAGCUGAUCAGAAGGGGGCGUGAGUAAGAGUGGAGGUUGUGGUGGUGGCUCUAUCAGCCUCUUCCCUCAGCCUUUCACACGUGACAUGAGAUGACACCACACGUGGGAGUGGAGAAAGAGAAUCUUUCACAAGAAAUGGAGGUGCCACUUGCUUUUCAGGUGUGUGAGCCACACUUUCUUGUGGGUGUAAUGGGUGUGGGGAUCACGUACUUUGAGGUGGUUCUGAUGUUGCAGCCCUCAGAUGGAGUCAAAAUAGAGGUCAGGGCCAGUCAGGGUGGUGAAGAAGUGAAGGGCAGAGAAGAGAAAAGAGGAGAAGGAAGCGUAGUCGUGUGGGUUUCUGUUAAAAAACCAACACUAGUGCUAGCUGCUUCUAAGGUUUUUUCACUUCACUCUGCGACUCUUCUCCUUUCCCUUAAGCCCUCUCUUUUCUCUCUUUCUUGGUUUCUCUUCCACUUUCUUUUAUUUUGUUUUAUUUUUUCUUUUUUCCAGUCAUGAAUGUGACAUUGCAACAGUUAGACAGCACCUUCUGUCACCAAGAAAACGAUGGCAUGGCUAAACAAUGUCAUAUUUACAAGCCUUUCUCUCCCUCUUCAUCAAUGGGAGUGUUUGAGGACAUGGGUUCUCUCUCCAUUAGCCCAAGCUACGGAGCUUACUGUUGUAAGAGUUCUGAUCAGAGGGGGCUGCACAUGGGUUUUCCAUUAAUGGGGAACUGCAGCAGUAGUUUGGAUGACACCCAGAACAGUGAGGGUGGUGGUGGAGAUGGCAAGGGGUCUGAAACCAGUGAUGGGUUUGGGGAAAACAGUGGCGUUGCCAUGGAAAUCAUCAACAAGGGCAUCAACUUAAAUGAAGAGAGACCAAAUGAGAGCUCUGGAUUAGAUGGUGGCCAGUCAAAGCUAUGUGCCAGAGGGCAUUGGAGGCCUGCAGAAGACUCUAAACUCAGAGAACUUGUUGCUCUUUAUGGCCCACAGAACUGGAACCUUAUAGCAGAGAAGUUGGAAGGAAGAUCAGGUAAGAGCUGCAGAUUAAGAUGGUUUAACCAGUUGGACCCAAGAAUCAAUAGAAGAGCUUUCACUGAGGAAGAAGAAGAGAGGCUAAUGGCAGCUCAUAGAUGGUAUGGUAACAAAUGGGCCAUGAUUGCUAGACUCUUCCCAGGAAGGACUGAUAAUGCAGUAAAAAAUCACUGGCAUGUUAUAAUGGCAAGGAAAUACAGAGAGCAGUCUAGUGCUUAUAGGAGGAGAAAGAUGAAUCAAGCUGCUCACAAAAAGUUGGAGGUGGGUGGUGGGAGCUAUGUGUGCAGAGAUACAUCCAUUAGAACUGAACACAACUCUCUCAAUGUCUGCAAUGGCAACAACUUCAUCAAAUCUUCUCACCACUUCCCAUUUGCAGCUCAUAUGGGUGGUGGUGGGUCUAUUAUCAAUGGCUCCCACAUGACCAGUAGUGAAGAAGCAGUGUCAAGUGGUGGUGGUGAUUGGUUGGUGGGUGCUUCUUCAAGCAGCAACACUAUGUUGCCUCCUCACCACACUGGACCUUGUCCAAGCCAGACACCUUUUCAUUUCCUUUCUGACUCUGUUGCAUCAACAUCACAAGUCUCAGUCAGUGAACCAUCAUCAUCAACAUCAGCUGCAGAGAACAUGGCAAACACCCAUUUUGAGGCCACCAUAUCACCACCAUUUAUAGACUUCCUUGGAGUAGGAGCCACAUGAAGGAAAAGAGUUUCCAAAAGCUAGUAAAAAAAAAGAUUUAGAAGACGUAGUUCAGACAGGUGACACUCCCCCCAAAAGAAAAAAAAAAAGAAAAAAAAAAGAAAAAGAAAAUCAUCAUCUGUUUCCUUGUACCCAUUCCCACAAGAAACCAUUUCCAAAGCUGAAACAAUAAACUUUAUCUUCAUCAUCA